Molecule: messenger RNA, 5441 nt
Organism: Cygnus olor (mute swan)
Lineage: Eukaryota; Metazoa; Chordata; Aves; Anseriformes; Anatidae
Gene: TOGARAM2
Product: TOG array regulator of axonemal microtubules 2
Exons: 21
Coding region: 317-3355 (1012 amino acids)
Biological process (GO): microtubule cytoskeleton organization
Cellular component (GO): cilium; cytoplasmic microtubule
Molecular function (GO): microtubule binding
Source: RefSeq, a predicted model, not a curated record
AAGGAGCUGGCUGCCAGCCCUGCAGGCAGGAGAUACUCCUCGCAUCUCACGCUCAAGUUUUCUUCAGAGGAGCGGUUGCUAUGCAGCCUUGUUUAUUUCUGAAAAAAAAUCCUGCGCACUGGUGGAAAGUGACAAAGACAGCUUUCAUUUAUCAAGCCAGACAGGGGUUACAAACCAGUCUGCAGUAUUGACGGCCAGGCACCCCACCUUAAAUGCAGGCUCCUGAUGCUGCAAGGGAACCCACCGGCAGCUGCGUCAGGCCCAGCAACGGGCAGCACAAGUAGCCUCUCAUCUUGGCAGAGCCCAUCAUCACCCCAUGGCAACAGAAGACGAUUUUGCAGCAGCUAAGUACCAUGCCCCAGUUGCUGUCUACUGUGGGAGCAUCACAAAAGAUAAACCCAGACGCAGAGCUCUGCGAGGUGGAAGCAUUGAUUCGAACUUGCACCUUUGUGGCAGCAGAUGGACCACUGAAGAAGAAGCUUCUCUUCAGUCUAUGUUAACAACCCAGAUGAAGAAGCAGCAGCCUUGUUUAGAGGAUGGAGAUGGGGAACCUCCACAACCAAGGGCCGUCUCUUCCCUGGAGGACAGAGACAGCAAGGCUACUGUGCAUGACCUCAGUGCUAGGGCUGGAGGAGUUCUCUCCCAUUUUCCUCACCCAGCCUUGACACAGGACCCCCAAGACAGGGAGGUGAGCAGUGCUGCCCUGGAAACUACUCAGAUCAAGGACAAGCUGAAGAAGAGAAGGAUGUCUGAGGGCUUGUUAACACCACAGAGAGGCGUGACUGACAGCAGUGACUCCAAGGGGAUUACUCUGAAGCCAGCAGUUUCCAGGUCUGCUUCCCAGAGGCUCCUGGCAACCUCCAGGCCCAUGCCUCCCAUCCAGAAUAGACUUCCUUCCCCAGAGCCCAGCUGGACAAGCAACAGGGAGCAGGAGCAUGAGGAGAAUGGCACAGGCUGUGGCGGCAGUGAAGGGAACCACAAGGAAUUGAUGUCAGAGGCUUCCCUGCAGCCCCUGUAUUGCAGUGAUGAGGAAGGGAAGAAGUCACUGGGGGUGGCUUUGAUUCCCCCUAUCCCGAGGUCAGCAAGACCAUCUGAUGGGGAUCCUAGAAGUGCUGCAGUGCCUCUCCCAAGCUCUCAGCAGCUGGUUUCCCAAGAGUCCCUGGAGAUGAGACCAAGAUCAGGCAGCAAAACAGAAGAGAAGACCCUUAAAUCUCUGGAACUCUGGACACUGGAACCCAUCUUGCCUAUUCCCCAUCAUCACUUUGCCUGUAGUGUGAAGUCUGCUGGACAUUUGUAUGAACCUGUACCCACAUUAACAGGUCUGCCUCUCAGCCAGGCCAAGGGGAUGGAUCAUCUCAUGAGUCCUCGCCUUCUGAGGGAUGAUGACUGGAAAGACAGCAAUGGAAGGAUCCAUGUUACCAUAUCCAAGUCAGCUCAGGAGAAAAUGCGCCAGAAGCGAAUGAGAGAGAUGGAGCUUUUGCGAAGAGAGAUGGAGAAAGAGAGAGAGAAGUUGCAGCUCUCCACAUAUAGCAGUGACCCUGGGAUUACGGCCGAAGAAGGCUUUGGCCUUCUACACAUCAACGGGACAGUUCCCAUUUCCUGUAGCACAAGCAAUGCAUGCAGAUCGAGCAUUGGAACCACCCUGAGGAAGCGGGUCAACAGACCUUCCUUGCCCAGCAUCCCCGUUAUCAGCCAGGACAGUGGCUUCCUGCGCCAUUCCUCAGCAAACUCACUGCCAGCCAUUGCUCUCGGCUCCUUGGAGUGGGGAGAGGAGCCCGAGUGUGGGGACGCCUGGGAAACCAGACCCUUCUCUCACCCAGAGCAGGGGCUGCUCGAUGCGCUCACAUGGCUCAGCAGCAAUGACUGGCAGCUAAAGGGGAAAGGACUCUUCAGCAUCAGACGCCUGGCUAUCUGCCACUCAGAAAUCCUUCUUGGUAGACUUCAUGAUGUUACCUUGGCAGUUACCAAAGAGGUGAACAAUCUCCGUUCAAAGGUGUCUCGCUUUGCAAUCAACACUCUCGGAGAGCUUUUCAGGAUCAUGAAGAAACACAUGGACCAGGAGGUGGAGGAGGUUGCUCGGGCUUUACUCCAGAAGACCGGGGACUCCAGCGAGUUCAUUCAGAAAGCAGCUGAUCAAUCCCUUGGUAUUAUGGUGGGGAGUGUGACUCCUGCACGAGCAAUGGCUGCUAUCCUGGCUAGUGGGGUCAAUCACCGCAAUGUCCUGGUGCGGAAGUCUGCAGCUGAACACCUACUGACCGUGAUGGAGCAAAUUGGAGCUGAGAAGCUCCUGUCAGGCACACGUGACAGUACUGAGCUGCUGGUUCACACGCUGGUGAAGCUUGCUCAGGAUUGUAAUCAGGACACAAGGUUUUAUGGACGGAAAAUGCUGAAUAUAUUGAUGAGUCAUCCAAAAUUUGAUGGGUAUUUGAAACAGUUUCUCCCCUCACGUGACUUGCGAGAUGUUAUGGCAACAAUUAAGCAGAAAGGGAUAGAAGACCGUACAUCUGAACUUCCAUCUAGCAAGGGCCGCAGGGAGUCUAGGAGCAGCGGUUUGAUGGUAUCCCAGGAAAACUUGCCUUCUGAUGAAGGUUCAAGGUCCGGCUCUGAUGUCCUCAUCUUACCCCGUCAGACAGUCCGGCACACAUCACUUCGCACUGUGGAAGAGAUUGAACAACUCAAGGAGCUUAACAAGCUCCUGACAGCCAAAGAGUUUCAUGCACGAAUGGAGGGAGUAGUACUCCUUGUAGAUCACUGCAAAAACAACCCCCAGCUCAUCUCAGCUAACAUUGUCCAGAUUUUUGAUGUUUUUGUCCCGAGACUUCAGGAUUCCAAUAAGAAAGUGAAUCAGCAGGCACUGGAGGCUCUGGCUUCAAUAACACCCAUCCUCAGAGACACCAUACACACAGUGCUGAUCUCUGUGGUAGCAGCAGUCACUGACAACCUGAACUCAAAGCACACAGGGAUAUACACUGCAGCUGUGAAGGUGCUGGAAGCAUCCCUUGCUCACCUAGAUAACGCAUUACUGCUGCAAGUGCUUGCCCACCGAGUGCGUUUCCUCAGCGGUCGAGCUAUGCAGGAUGUCACAGAACAUCUGUCAGUACUCGUGGCAUCUGUUUAUCCCCGGAAAGCCCACGUGGUUGAGCGCUACACCUUGCCCGUGCUCUGGUACUUCCUGAGCAACAUGAUCGGAAAUGGGGUCCUGCCUGGCCGGAGCAGCAAUGUCAGGGCUGCAGUCACCAAGCUUGCAAAGAGCCUCUACCAAGAGAUGGGAUCCAGCCUCAAGGAGCACGCCGCUGGCCAGCCUCAGCACGUGGUGAAAAACCUCUGGCAUGUUUUGGAUCUGGAUGUCUGGUGAAGAAGGCUUGGUGCACUCCAUGCAGGUGGCAGUAAGGCACUGCAUGGGGCAUGUGGAGAGGAGGGUGGAACCCCUGGCAUUGGUUUUGUUCUGGUUUUAAAGCACCAGAUUUACCCUACAGAGUUUAUAGCUACAGAUGUACAUAGUAUAUUUUGAUGUAAGUUUUUUUUAUUUUUAUUUUUUAAAAGGAAGUAUUCUUCAAAAGUUUUAUUUUCUUCCCUAUGAAGCUUAUAUAGGUAUGAAAAAAUAAAAUCCCAUGUGUAAAUGCCAUUUGUAACUGUAAAAAGGAAAAUAAUAUAUUUAUAUAAAUACUUGGAAAGUAAGAGGUGUGCUUAUAUGUAUAUUUACUUAUAAUGUAAGACACGUGCUUUGAAAACAUGUGGGCUGCAGGAUUAAAUGUUGUAGCUGCCACUGCACCAGCAGCAAAAGAGAUGUCCAGGUCAAGCUCAGACCUCCAGUGCCAGGACAAGUACUGAAGGUACCUGAGAUUUCUCUCUGAAAUCUUUCUAGGUUUGCUGAAUUUUCCCUCCUAUUUUAGGGAACACCUCUUGUCUUUAGUCCCCUUUGCUUGCCCAUGCAAUGGGCUGAUAUGGAGAGGUGACAAGUGCUGUCUGAGUGCCUCCAAGCACCUUGGGACACCCUUGGGGAGGUGCAGUAGAGGGGCCAUGAAGCAGGGGGCUGUGCCCCCUUGGAGGGGGUGGCAGGUGAUACACAGAGGGCAGCAAGUGGGCUGAGGGCAUCCUACAGAGGUUGGAGAGAGGUAAGCUGUGGGUGGGCACUGUGGAACAAAUAAAGCCAAGUUUUUCUUUUUUAAUAUAUACAUUUUCUCAAUGUCUAAAAAGACAAAUUAAAAAAAUAAUCUGUCUUUCAAGAAAUUAAGGUUUGCCUCAUACAUAUAUAAGGUGUGAGGCACAACGGGGCUAUGGAAGUUUACAAGAGCCUUGGCAGGCUCUUGACAGUUACAAGGACCUUGCCUGAGGUUGGGAAGCCAAAGAAUACUGCAGGGAGAUCUGUCCAUCCCAAAAGUCUUGGGGUUUUACAUUUAUUUGCUGCACCUGUUUAGUAUGUCUAAAGCUAUACAGGACUUCAGCUGGCUAGAUGAUGUUGCAGUGGGUCACCUCUUACAGAAACACUUUUUCUUUUCAGUACAGUACUGAAGUGGUGAAACUAUUUAAUUGACUCUUUUAGGGUGUUUCUUUUGCUGUUGUUUGUUGUGUUUUGUUUUUAACUCCUAACUUUUGGUAGCAUGGGGUGGUCAGGAACUCAUUUCUGAAGAGACAUGGCAUAUGAUCUAGCCUAGGGACCUGGCUCUGAAACCCUGGUGUGUCUGGAGAUCCUGAAGAGCCUGGUGGAAGCCACAGUUCUUGGAUAUAUGCCAGAGUAUUUUGGAGUUUGGUAUUAGAGUUUUUUCUAAUGGUUCACCAGAGACAGGAAUGACAUGAUAGUGCGCAGGAUUUUUGCAGGUGUGUCAGGGUUCUGCAGAGUACAAGUAUGCACUGAAGUGCUAAAAGUGAAUGAUGCAUGUUAGAAGGUGGCUGAGUUUAAAAAGUGGAUCUGGAACUGUGUCACUUCAUUAAGCACCUGAAGUUGGCUACUGUCUGAGGUCUAUUUUAAAAGGUAGUAUUUUUUAUUUUUAGCAGGUGAUAUCUCUAGAGGGCUUCCUGUUUUUGCUUUCUCUACCUCCAAAGUUGCUCUUGCAGUUUCCCUCUGCACAUUUGUCCCUCUGGAGCCCUUUACAUGCUGCUCUACACAGGCUGUUUUAGCUGGGCUGAAUAAAAGAUGUUUAUUUUUACUUCAACUGUGCUUUGGCUCUUGGGGAUGUGGGGAGGAGUUUCUGCACUUGGGAGAAAAAGGCUUUUACACACCUCAAAUGAAGCCUCCCAGAGCCUGCUUUUUAUGUGUUUUAGGUGUAGGUCUUGCAAAGUAUGUUUAAGAAGUAACCCAUGUAACUUGUUUCUUAACUCUCUGUUGGCCUUGAGUUUUGCUUUCAUGCGUGCUGUUCCCCACAGUUGAUGAGAAUAAAGCAUUGCCUACUGGUACCUAUUUUCUGUCUAAGUGUUUUUGUUUUUGUUUGUUUUGUUUUGUU